UUAUCUUCUUCUCAGCACCUCCGUGAUGCCAUAGCCUAAUCCUUCCAAGCUGCAUUUAACGCGGUGAAGCGCGUAGAAAGAAGAUGCGAAAAGCCCCGCCAUUAAAACCCCACGUCCAAUAUGAUCUCAUUUGCUCCUCUGAUUGUUCUCCAGGCAUCACACACCGAGCAGGCACCCAAAUAACAAAAGCUCCUUUUUCGUUGCCUAGGAAUCCGGCUUGUACAUAAAAAGAUCGCAACUUGCCAAACCUUUAGUAGAUCGUUAAUAAUCCCCGAACCAAUCCACCAUGCCGCCGCCUUCUCAACUCGCCAUCGCUACAGGCUCCGUCAACCGACUUCUCAAAGAGGAGGCUUCAUACCAUAAAGAGGUUGAGGAGGAGGAAGCUAAGGUCAAAGCUCUGAAGGAGAAGAUUGACAGCGGCGCAAACGACGAUGAGAAUGCUUCGUUCAUGCUCAAACAGCAGCAAACUGCCCUAGAGCAGACAAAGGCCGUAUUCGAACCUCUACGACAAAAGAUCGCCGUCGCUGUCGAGAAGCUGGAGGAGCAACUCGCCGUGAGCGAAGAACUGAACGCUCCGGAGGACCAGGUGGUGCAGGCCAAGGAGGCGCUGGUAAAAGCCAAAGCUACCCAGGCCGAUGCCUGAUAGAAUUAUAAAAGAGAAUAAUAGAAGGCUAUUUUACGAUACCACUUAAAAGAUAAUUAAUAAAAAAAAGGAAA
Fusarium redolens is the source of this 717-nucleotide messenger RNA. Its product is annotated as tubulin binding cofactor A. The transcript is spliced from 2 exons. Lineage: Eukaryota; Fungi; Ascomycota; Sordariomycetes; Hypocreales; Nectriaceae. Bases 287 to 643 code for a protein of 118 amino acids. The record is from RefSeq and is a predicted model, not a curated record. Gene Ontology annotation, cellular component: cytosol; microtubule cytoskeleton. Gene Ontology annotation, molecular function: beta-tubulin binding. Gene Ontology annotation, biological process: tubulin complex assembly; post-chaperonin tubulin folding pathway.